Molecule: messenger RNA, 3799 nt
Organism: Condylura cristata (star-nosed mole)
Lineage: Eukaryota; Metazoa; Chordata; Mammalia; Eulipotyphla; Talpidae
Gene: AFG2A
Product: spermatogenesis associated 5
Exons: 15
Coding region: 1-2766 (921 amino acids)
Cellular component (GO): cytoplasm
Molecular function (GO): ATP hydrolysis activity; ATP binding
Source: RefSeq, a predicted model, not a curated record
AUGGCCGCUCCAGGAGCUCUGACUGCUGCGCCAGCGUCCAGCCCGGAGGACCCUGCCCGGUCAGGGCACACCUGGUGCCCAGGCCUGCGGGGGCCCCUCCGGCCGCCCGUCCUGGCCCAGCGGGGCCCUGCCUUUACCCCGGAGGCUCCGGGUGGGGCAGCGGCCGACCAUCCGGGGCUCACGCUGGCCCUGAGCGGGCAGCAGCAUGGCCGGGGCGCGGCGUCCCCGCUGCCGCUGCCCACCUGGGACCACAGAGCCAAGGCCGAGGGCCCCUGGUCACGCCAGCCGCUGCGCCAGGCUGAGCGAACGCCUCGCCGCCCCCCACUCCCAGCUCCGCUGCUGGAGAAAGGGCAGGUCGCCCCGGGCCGCAUCAGCCAGCAGGUGGGGCGCCCGCAGGCUGUGGAAAGUCAAGUGGGAAACGCUUGGCCGCGUGGCCCGCGCUGCGGGCUCCCUGCCGUCGCGGUGUGGCGAGCGGGCGGCCGGCUGGCGCGAAGGGCUCUCUCCUCCCUCCUGGUAGAUGACAAGGUCCCCAAGACGUUCCAGAAUUCCCUGGUCCAGCUGGGCCUCAGCACCAUGAAGUCCGCAGACCUGUGCAUAGGCCGCCCGGUGCUGCUCACCAGCGCGCACGGGAAGCAGGAGGUCUACACGGCCUGGCCUGUGGCCGGCUUCCCCGGAGGCAAGGUCGGCCUGAGUGAAGUCGCCCAGAGGAAUGUGGGCGUGAGGGUUGGCGAUGCCAUCCAGGUGCAGCCUCUCCUGGGCCCCGUGCUGCAGGCCGAGGAGAUGGACGUGGCGCUCAGUGAGAAAGAUGUGAAUGUUGAUGAAGAACAGUUGGCUGGCUGUCUUCUGAGAAAGCUGGAUGGCAAGAUCAUCAUUCCAGGCAACUUUCUGUACUGUACCUUCUACGGACGCUCCUGCAGGUUGCAAGUGCUGGGCGUGAGAGGGGCCGAUGGCCUGACGCUGCGGCAGCCUCAGAGCAGCUCUGAUCCAGCUGUGCAGGGACUGGCCUCCGACGGGUCUGGCGCAGAGGCCAGCGCCCUGGACUUAUCUUUGCAGCUCAGCCAGUUAGGGCUGGAGGAUUCCCUGAGUCCAGCGUCAAGCAGUACUCCGUGCAAGCCCCCACAUGACAGAAGCGUAAAUGAAGCUGCUGAUGCUGUGUCAGCUGCUCCACGAAGCGCUGGGGAUGGCGGCGGGCUUGGGCUGGAAGAACCCACCCACCUUAAGUGCAGUUUUGAAUCUGCCAGAGAAGGGAGUGAGCAGCCUGCCCGUGAAGAGAGAGUGUCGACAUCUGCCUACCUGGGAGCAAAGUGUAACACCGAUGCUUUCUAUUUUCUUUCCUCAACAACAAGAAUCAACUUUAAAAAGAUGCAUGCAAAUUCAAAGGACCAAGACAGCCAGUUCAAAGUGACCUAUGACAUGAUAGGAGGCUUGAGCAGUCAACUGAAAGCGAUUAGGGAGAUGAUCGAGCUGCCCCUCAAACAGCCGGGUCUCUUCAAGAGCUACGGUGUCCCCCCGCCGAGGGGGGUGCUGCUGUACGGCCCGCCUGGCACGGGGAAGACCAUGAUCGCCAGGGCUCUUGCCAACGAGGUUGGCGCUGCUGUCUUUGUCAUUAAUGGCCCUGAGAUUCUAAGCAAAUACUAUGGGGAGACGGAAGCAAGGUUACGACAGAUCUUUGCGGAAGCCACUCUGCGGCACCCGUCAAUCAUCUUUAUCGACGAGCUGGAUGCACUUUGCCCUAAAAGAGAAGGGGCCCAGAAUGAAGUGGAAAAAAGAGUAGUGGCCUCACUCUUAACACUGAUGGACGGCAUCGGCGCCGAAGGAAGUGAAGGACGUGUGCUGGUUCUCGGGGCCACGAAUCGCCCCCACGCCUUGGACGCCGCCCUCCGGAGACCGGGACGCUUCGAUAAGGAGAUUGAGAUCGGCGUCCCAGACGCGCAGGGCCGGCUGGACAUCCUGCAGAAGCUGCUACGGCGCGUGCCGCACGUGCUCCGCAGGGCCGACCUGCUGCAGCUGGCCCGCGGUGCGCACGGCUACGUCGGGGCCGACCUGGGGGCCUGGUGCCACGAAGCAGGUCUCUGCGCCUUGCGGAGAGUCCUGAGGAAACAGCCAAACCUGCCUGACAGCAAGAUAGCAGGGGCCGUGAGGGUCACCCUGGACGACUUCCUGCGGGGCAUGAGCGAGAUCAGGCCCAGCGCCAUGAGGGAAGUGGCCAUCGAUGUCCCAAACGUGUCCUGGUCAGACAUAGGAGGGCUGGAGAGCAUCAAGCUGAAGCUGAAGCAGGCUGUGGAAUGGCCCCUGCAGCACCCGGAGUCCUUCGUGCGCAUGGGCAUCCAGCCGCCCAGGGGCGUCCUCCUGUACGGCCCCCCCGGCUGCUCCAAGACCAUGAUCGCGAAGGCCCUGGCCCACGAGAGCAGGCUCAACUUCCUGGCCGUCAAGGGACCCGAAUUAAUGAACAAGUACGUUGGUGAGUCCGAGCGAGCCGUCAGAGAGCUCUUCCGCAAAGCGAGAGCAGUGGCUCCUUCCAUCAUCUUCUUUGAUGAGCUCGAUGCCUUAGCAGUGGAGAGGGGCAGUUCUUCAGGUGCUGGCCACGUGGCCGACCGGGUCUUGGCGCAGCUCUUGACAGAGAUGGACGGCAUCGAGCAGUUGAAGGGGGUGAUGGUUCUGGCUGCCACCAACCGCCCGGACCGCGUAGACAAGACGCCGCCGUGUGCUGCAGUCACGUGCGUGGCCUUGGGCGCUGGGGACGGGGCACGAAGCCACAGGCCAUGAGCAAAGGUGAGGCACAGAGUGACCACUGGCGCUGCCUGUGAGGUCCUGCGUGAACUCGGUGGCUGGCGCUGUCUGAACGGAAACUCGUGCCGGCCGUCUGGGGCCUGGAGCCGCCAGAGCUCUCAGGCUGCUUGAGCCGGGCCAGCUGGGGGCGCCGUGGGCAGGCGCGUCUGCCCUUGGGGGUUUCCCUCUCUGCUGCUGUUGCAAAAAAAAAAAAAACAAGCCUGUGGCUUUUGAAUUAGAGCGCGCUUGCGGCCUCCCCUCCAGGCCACCCCAAAGGUCACAGAGCAUUGAGGCCACAAUUGAGACAGGGCAUCUGGGGAAGCCGGAUGCAUUGAUGGAGGUGUGGCCGAGUGUCCAGUGUGGAACGUGGGGUGAGCCGGGCAUGAGCGGGUCUGUCUCCCGCUGAGGAGGCCGAGGGGACCUGUGUGUCCACGCAACUUCCUGGGAGAGUCUAGAGGUUGGUUGUGCCUGGGGCUGGGGGUGGCCUCUGGGUCACCAUCCUCCGUGGCCUCCGAGUGCCCGCUGGCGCCGCCUCCCCAAGUACUUGCGGACAGAGUUUGUCCGCGACCUAGGGCAUGGGACGGCCGCAGCCCAGGCAGCGCCUGGCCCUGGACCCCGUUCUCCAGGCGAGACUGAAGCCUGCGCCGCCGUGUCUCCUCCGGGGCUGAGACAGGGCUCACUGCAGGCCGACGGGUGGGCCCGGCCGGCGUGCAGCUGGCCGCUCUCCGUGGCGUCUGGCGGGAGGGGCCCGAGCCCCGUGAGAGCGCUGCGUCCUGGGCGCCGGUGCCCUCGGGCCAGUGAGAGCCGCCCUCCUCCGGUCGGGUAGCCGGCGUCGAGACUGGACUCGGCGUCCAGUGUGGGGCUUCCCGCAGUCCAGUGCGUAACGGAGUCGCGGGUUGUUUGGGACACAGGUCACGUUCUGUAGAGUAGGCUGGAGUUUUACUUCAGUGUGAGUCACUAACAUCUCUCAAGAUUUAUUUCUGCAUGCAGAGGUGUGGGGGUCAGAGGAGUCACCGGAGACAGAGCGGGG